Chelmon rostratus (copperband butterflyfish) is the source of this 11734-nucleotide messenger RNA. It is a transcript of the gene tet3, whose product is annotated as tet methylcytosine dioxygenase 3. Lineage: Eukaryota; Metazoa; Chordata; Actinopteri; Chaetodontiformes; Chaetodontidae. The transcript has 10 exons. Gene Ontology annotation, cellular component: nucleus. Gene Ontology annotation, biological process: positive regulation of transcription by RNA polymerase II; oxidative demethylation. Gene Ontology annotation, molecular function: DNA 5-methylcytosine dioxygenase activity. The coding region runs from base 302 to 6115 and encodes 1937 amino acids. The record is from RefSeq and is a predicted model, not a curated record.
GUGUGUGCUGGGGGGAGGUGUGUUGUGUGUGUGUGGCUGGCCGUGUGUACGUGUGUGAACGCAUGCAUGUGUGUUUCGGCGCUGGCUCUGUCUGUGCAUUGCACGGACUGGAAGGAAUAAAAAGGAAUACAACCCAACAAGGCCGGAUUGCUUGUGAGCUGCUGUGCCGGCAAGCAAGUCUCAUGCUCCUCUCUGUCUCCUCUUCUGCUUCCUGCUCUCCGACUGGCAGCUCCGUCUGGACGCCCAGGACCACACUGUUCGCGAAGUCACUUCAGUGGAUGGCCCCAGAAGUGGAGGCCAGAUGGAAAUUGGGUCACAUGACCGCCUCCAGGAAGGCGCACUGAGCCUGGAACUGGCCAAUGGGGUGAAUCGCUACCCUAAUGAUGAGACGUCUAUGGAAACGGAGCAGAAGAGGGCAGGAAGUGUGCCUCCAAGGCAGUGGGUGUCAGGACAUGGCAAGGUCAGUGACACCCAACAGCAGCAACCAUGUUGGAACAGCAACAGUGGUACAACCCCCGAUGAACCUGUCCACCACGCAGACAUGGAGGAUGCCCACAAUCUGGUGGCUUUUUCUGCUAUUGCUGGCUCAUUGCCUCCUUCUUCCUCCUCCUCCUGCCUCAUGCAGCCUAACACAGCCCAGCUGUAUGAGAAGUUCACCCAGGAGAUGGGUUCUGAGGGGCCUCAGGCCAGACUCUCUGCAGGGGCUCCUGAGGGUAGCUUCCAACCUCCAGAAGACCUGAACACCUUACAGACAGCACUGAGCCAAGCCAAACAUGGACACAAGCCCCCUAACUGCAACUGUGAUGGGCCUGACUGUCCAGACUACCUUGAGUGGCUGGAGAAGAAGAUUAAGUUGGCAACCAGUGAGGAUCAAGGUGCUUGCAAGAUGGCUGAUGCACCCCGACACUUACAGCCACACCUACAGCAACCCCAUUUGCAGCAUCGUGCUCAGCCCUACCCCCAGGUGAAUGGUGGCCACCGCCUGUCUACUUCAUACCCUAAGCAGCAACAGGGAACUCAUCCAGAACAAGUGCUCUGCUCCAAGCCCCCAAUCCCCUGCUCUCCCCAGGUGCUCUCCAUAGCCAAGGAAAAGAACAUCAGCCUUCAGACAGCCAUCGCCAUAGAAGCCCUGACCCAGUUAUCUGGUACUGGUCCACUAGCUGCCGGCUCUCCAAGUCAAGCCCCCUACAACAGUAACCUCCAUCACCACCAACAUACCCAGAACCUCCCUCAGCCCCCCAAUGGCACUAGCUUGAUCCUAUCCUCUCCCGUCACCCAUUCAUCUUCCUCACGCUCUCAAUCCGUCCCUCCAGGACUUCACAACAGGCAGCAGGCCCCAGUGCCCUGUGAGCACCACAGGCCCCAAUCCCAGGGCCAGCCAUCCCAUGCUACCCCUCUCCCAUCCUCUACCUCUCCCUUCCCAGGUCAGGAAAAACAUCCAGGCUUCAGCCCUAAUCCCCAGCAGUGGCAGCAGGGCUCAGGCAGAGGCUCUGAACAGAAGAACCCAUGGAUGUGUGUGAAGUCUGAGCCCCAGUCUCAUUACGCCGCUGCACCUCACAGUAGCUCAGACCCCAUGUCGGAGCUCAAACAGCUGCUUGGUGACACCAGUGGCAAGUUCAGCAAUGCUCCUUUUAAGCUUCCAGUCACACAGCAGCUCAGAGUGAGCCAGAAUGGAGGUAUCCAGGCCCAGGACAACCCAGCAUUGACCAGGAUAAAGCAAGAGCCAGACUCUGGCGAGCACUAUCAUCACACUGCCUCCAUGGGACAUCAUGGCAUGGCUAAUUGUCAGCAGCAGGGUCAGCACUACCCUGGCACUGCCUUGUCUCCUGGCCAAGCAGCCAUCAGUCACUCCACUCAGGCGGCUCUGCAACAGCACCUUCACUACAAGAGGAACCUCUUCUCUAACCACUCCCCUGGCUUUGGAGCACAAGGCCUUCGUGCACCCCUGGCUUGCCAGAACUUGAAAAAAUGGUGGCCACAGAUGGAGGCAGAAGGGUUGCCACAUCUGGCCAUCAAGCAGGAACCCAAGAAGAAAAAAAGCAGCCAAGGAUCUCCUGUCAUAAAAACUAUGAGUGGAAUGCUUGCAGUUCCUCCCAUGCCCAAACCCAAACAGAUAAUCAUCAAGAAGACCAAGCAGAAAGCCUCCAUGCCAACCUUCCUGCCUCAGACUCAGAUCACCGUACAAAAACCACCAGUCCUCAUGAUGGACAGAGCCCCGGCCCUGACCAGCCUGCAACCAGGUUCUCUCCCCCCUCUGCCCCUCCACAGUAACUCCACUCAGGCUGCUGCUGCAGGCCUCCCUGCCCCAGCCCAAUCUCAGGUAUCCAUUUCCAACUCCUCAAUGACUCCCACUUCCAUUGUUUCUGCAUUGUCAGAAAACACUCCAGCCCUCAUAGGUCCUCUGCCCCCACCUUUGGCCCUUGUAGCUCAUGCUAAGUCAGAGGGAGCGGGCAGCCUGGCCUCCAGUAACACCAGCACCACCACACCUCUGACCUCCACAUCUCCAUCGAGCACCUCACAAUUACCAAGUCUCAUCAACAUAGACCCAAAGUACGAAGAACUAAUCCGCCAGUUUGAGGCUGAAUUUGGGGACUCAGACACAACUGCUAGUCAGCCCAUGGAAGAAACUGCUACAGCCUCUCAGCCUGGGAAUCAGGCCCAGAUUAGUCCUCAGGACAUCAGUCCCACAUCAUCAUCCAAAUCUCAGUCGGCUCACUUAAUUCUUACCACCCAAGCCAGCUCCACACCUCAUCCAAAUGAUCACGAGGUGGAAGUCAACAAGGAUGAGUCAGGGACCCAAAGUGAAGCAGCCUUGAAUCAGACAUCCACAGAAGGCCCAAUGGAGGGUCUGCAUGAGGGGUCGCUCCACGUCUCUCGGCAUCAGGAGGCAAUUCUGGACAAGCAGCAGCAGCCCAGUGUAUUGGAGAAUACAUUCAGCAUGCCAGGUUCUCCGCUGCCUAAACGCAUGAAGAUUGAAGCCUCGGGUGAUAUAGCAGUACUUUCCACCACAUACUGUUCUGAGGAGGACACGCCCACUAAGGACAGUCUACCUUCUUCGCCGUCUCUCAGAGGCUUCCUAGAGUCUCCUCUGCGCUAUCUGGACAGCCCCACCAAGACCUUGCUGGAUACUCCUUCCAAAGAUCUACAGGCAGAGUUCCCCACAUGCACCUGUGUGGAACAAAUUGUGGAGAAAGAUGAAGGGCCCUACUACAAUCACCUGGGAUCUGGACCUACUGUAGCCUCCAUAAGAAACCUGAUGGAGACGAGGUAUGGAGAGAAAGGGGAUGCCAUCCGGAUUGAAAAGGUGGUAUACACAGGCAAAGAGGGAAAGAGCUCACGAGGAUGUCCUAUUGCUAAGUGGGUGAUCCGUCGUGGCAGCGAGACAGAGAAGCUCCUGUGUCUGGUGCGUCAGCGUGCCGGCCACCACUGUGCCAACGCUGUCAUCAUCAUCCUCAUUAUGGCGUGGGAAGGUGUCCCAAGGGCCAUGGCUGACAAGCUGUACAGUGAACUCACGGACAGCCUCACUAGAUAUGGCAACCCCACCAGCCGACGCUGUGGCCUCAAUGAUGAUCGUACUUGUGCGUGUCAAGGCAAGGACCCUGACACUUGUGGUGCUUCCUUCUCCUUUGGCUGCUCGUGGAGUAUGUACUUUAAUGGCUGUAAGUACGCCCGAAGCAAAAUGCCACGCAAGUUCAGACUACAAGGAGAUCACCCUGAAGAGGAGGACAAACUCAGGGAUAGAUUCCAAAAUCUGGCAACUGAGGUGGCUCCUUUGUACAAGCAGUUGGCCCCACAGGCUUACAGUAACCAGUGCCAGUCGGAGUUGAAAGCUCCAGACUGCAGGCUGGGCUUCAAGGAAGGACGCCCAUUCUCUGGAGUCACUGCUUGCAUGGAUUUCUGUGCCCAUGCUCAUAAGGACCAGCAUAACCUCUACAAUGGUUGCACAGUGGUUUGUACUUUAACAAAGGAGGACAACCGUGAGGUGAAGAAGAUCCCUGAGGAUGAGCAGCUCCAUGUGUUGCCUCUUUACAAGGUCUCGCUGACUGAUGAGUUUGGAAAUGAGGAGGCCCAGCGCCUCAAGAUGCAGACGGGGGCCAUCCAGGUGCUUCAGGCUUUCCGCCGUGAGGUACGCAAGUUGCCCGAACCUGCCAAGUCCUGCCGACAGCGUAGGCUAGAGGCCAAGAAGGCCUCCUCAGAGAAGAAGAAAAAUAAACUCAUGCAGCAGGCAGGGGAGACGCCAGAGAAAACUGUGGUCAAGGCUGAGGUCUGCAUCACUGGUUCCCCUCAACUCCAAGGCAAUAAAGCAAUUAUAAAACAAGAGGUGAAGCCCAACAUCAAGAAGGAACACUUCAAUGGAUCAAUAGAUGGAUAUCCUGUGCAGGCUGCAGACCCAUUCAGCAACAUCUAUCCACACCCUGCCUACUAUGCAAGGGGAGGCCUCCCCCCAACUGGCCAGCCCUCUGCACCAGACCCCGUAAAUGGUUACCACCACAAUCUGCCCACAAUGCACAAUGGCUACUACAACUACCCCCCCAAUGCACUUUUCCCCCCGAAGCUGAGGACGUACGAGGGUCGAAAUGGCUCUAUGCCCAAAGCAGGCACCAAGGCUGACCAGGUAGACAAGAAGCCUGAUAUUCAGAGCCUUCAGGCCAGACUGGCCCAGUCCUACCCCAGCUACCCAGAGCAAGCCAACCAAGCAAACCACAGCAGUUACAUCCAGCCUGCAGACUACAGCCUGUCCCGUCCUUCUUCUGUCUCCUCUGAGCCCUCCAACAGAGGCACUCCAGUCAUCAAACAGGAGCCUAUGGAUGUGCCAGUCUAUGAAGGCGCAAUGCCAAACCAGAUUGGUGCCAACACACCUAGCACCACCCCCCAGCCUGCUGCCUGGCCAGGCCACAAGCUUAAUGGAAGUAUCAUUCCUGCCAACUGGGACGACCAUCUGAACCCUAAACAAAGUCCUGAAGCGUCAUUGUUGAACCCAGACAAGCAGCAAUUUCACCAGCAACUCCAGCAGCGUCAGCCCUCUCCUUACCCUCAGCAGUGGACGUCCUAUCCUGGCUCAAAUGCCCUGAUGGCCUCCCCCGCCCCAUCACCAUCGCUCCAAGUACCUCCCUCUCCAUCUCCGUCCCCUCACCUAGGCUCAGCGCUCCCAGGUAACAUACAUCAAGGCUCCACACACCCUGCCACCCCACGUCCAAGCACCCCUCACCCAGGUACACCACAGCCUGGCAGCUCUCACUCAGGCUCAGUCACACCGCAGCCAGGCACCCCAGGUCCAGGCACCCCCAGGCACUGGGCCAGCCCUGCUCCUAGUCCUCAGCCGAAUGCUUGGGUAAUGGGUCCUGCAGCAUAUAGCCCUGGUUUGAAGCACAGCAAUCCUGCAGGAGCCUACCCUGACAAGAUCUGGUCCAAGACCGGGGAAAGUCGGUGCUCCACUCCCCUUGGGCUCCAAGAGAAGGCCUGGAAGUCUUGUGGUGGUUCAGUUGCAGGAAGUACCCCGUCCUCUGCCCCUGAGGGUCGCCUCUUCCCUGAUGCCCUGCAGCAGUCAGAUCAGGCCUGCUGGAACCCCAGCCGAGCUGAGAGUGACGUUGAGAGCACCAAGGGCCGUGAAGAGGAUGAUGAUGAGGUGUGGUCUGACAGUGAGCACAACUUCCUGGAUCCCAACAUUGGUGGUGUAGCGGUAGCACCAGCCCACGGCUCCAUCCUGAUUGAAUGUGCUCGUCGGGAACUACAUGCUACCACUCCGCUCAAAAAGCCUGAUCGCUCCCACCCCACCCGCAUCUCCCUGGUCUUCUACCAGCACAAGAACCUCAACCAGCCCAUGCACGGCCUGGCUCUGUGGGAGGCCAAAAUGAAGCUGCUGGCCGAACGAGCGCUGCAGAGGCAGCAGGAAGCAGCUCUCCUUGGCCUCUCCCAGGAUGACAUCAAGGCCCUCGGAAAGAAACGCAAGUGGGGGGCUACAGUGGCAGGUGCUAGUCCAGGACCUGGACAAUCUAAAGACAAGAGGGAGGGGCCAGUGACGCGGUUAGCCCCUACUUUCCACACCACCUCUAUGGUUACUGUGUCUCCCUAUGCCUUCACCUGCCUCACUGGGCCCUACAGCCACUUUGUCUGAGGUCAAACAGACAUAAAAGGAUAGCUACAGAGUGAUGCAGUGGAGGGCUGGAGAGAACGAUGAGCAGGAUGAAUGUCUCUCAGCCGUCCCGCAGUCUGGCAUCUCUCCAUCCUGACCCCUCCGCAGUCCACUUGGAGGAGGGGACAUUUUUAUUGUUUUUUACCUCAUGUCAGGCAGUGGUUUGGGCUUCAGACACACUGCCUGUGGUGCUCUUCCUCUCUCUUCCUGGGAGAGGAACUCCAUUGCUUUUCCUUGUUUAUAGAAUUUUAAUAAUUUUAAUUAUUGCUAUUAUUAUCAAUAUUAUUAUGAUUGCUAUUGUUACUGUCAAUGUUGUUAUUACAGGUAUUAUUAUAAUGAAGACUUGUUUGUUUUUUAUUAUUGCUGUUUUCAUUAAUGUUAUUAUUAAUGAUGUGAUUGUUUUUGGUUAUAUAUUUUUUUAAAUCAAUCAGUCUGAGUCAGUCAGACUCAGACAAUUGCUUUUUCCAUGUUUGGAAAAUGUGUACCCUAUUUUCUGUUUGAUUUCCUUUGUUCUUGUCAAUCUUCCAGCUCAACUUGGAGGAGGAGCCAUUGUCUGCCUGGCAAGACAGCAAAUCAAUAUUACCGUAAUCAUAUGUACAUAUAUUUAAAAAAAGGCUUUCCAGUAGGCUUGCAUGAGAUUUUGAUGGCUAUAUUGAAAAUAUACAGAUAUGCAUCUUCCAGAUAUGGAAAGCCAGUUUAGGCAUAAAGGAUCAUUACAAUUACUAUCACCCUGGGCCUCUGUUUCCUAGUUUUGGCUAUUAUUGCUUAGGGUGACAUUGUUUUUGUUUACCAGCGUCACUGCACAGCACAGUCACAAUGCAAUCAGUGUAGCUUGGUAUUUGCUUCAUUUGAGAUUUUUCCUAUUACCUAGGAACAUCUGUGCACUUCAGCCUUGCAGCACAAUGUAAAAAAUAGAAUACAUUCUGUUAUUGCCCACACAACUGGUGAAGAAACAAGGAAGGAAUCUACCAAAGUUAGUUGUCAAAGCGGUGUAUGCCAGAAUUAUCAGUUAUAUUUGCACUAAUGAGCAAAUAUACUGUACCUUUUUGAUGUGACGACUGUAGCAAGUAGAACACAUAAAAGGAUUCUUCCAAAUGGAGGCUUGGCAUUAAAUGAAUACAGCUGGCAUAGCUUGGUUUCAGCUGUUGUGUGUAUGUUUUGUGACUGUGUAUGGCAGAGCAGAACACAGAGCAGGCCAAAAGGGAACCUUAAAGUUAUAAAGAAAACCAAUCAUCAUGAUGUAGAAAGUGGAAAAAUAAUCCCAGGUUAAAAAUAAUUGCCCUUUAAACCACAUUGGGAAAAAGUGUUGCUGCCUCUCUUGUUGUUAGACGAUGUGCUCCUCCUCCUCUUCUGCACCCCUUCAGCUUUCAACUGGUGCUCAAAUUCCAGCUCUAAUUGAUUCUCAUUCCACUACUCUUCAUGGCACUUGAUGCUGUACUUAGGUGCUCUAUCUCAAAUCUGGCUCAACUAGCAUUAGCAAGUAAAUAUGUUUUGUUUUGACCCAGGUGGAGUACCAGAAUGAUGGCUUAUUGCUUCAAGACAUGCAUAAGUGCAGAAAAUUGUCAUGCAAAGAGAAGUAUAAUGAUUUAUCUUUCAAAUGCUUUCCCUUGCUUGACAUGCUUCCCAUAUGGAAAACUGCACAUGUUUUGUACUCCACAGAGGCUAAAAUAAGUUGCACUAUUUGCAAAUGUCAUUUGACCCAGAUCUGCAACUACGACAUCAAGAUGGAACUGGUGACACACUUUAUCUUCCUACAACAUUUAAGUAGGGGUGAGCACUUCCUAGUGUAAACUCUAGAGGGCAGCAGUGACUGCCAUUUCAAAGUGGGGUGUACAAACAAACCUACAAGCACUUGAGAUCCAUUCAGAAGCCAGUAGAGCGUUGCCUUGCUGCUUUAACCAUUCAUGACCAGUAGAGGGGGAUCUUACACCCUGUUUGCUGACCAUGGAUGGGCCUCACCAAAGCAGUUCAAGACAAAGCUGAUCUUUGUCCCAUUGUGGCACAAAUGUGAAUGAAGUCUGGAGAUGCUUUUGGGAAGCCCAUGCUGGGUUAGAGCAGAAGGAAACAGUGUUGGGACCGCAGUGCUUUUGGUGCUCCUACACACACUUGGUGCUCUCCUAUUACACUUGAUUUGCUGUGAAGGGCCCACUCCUUCCUCUGCAUGGUGCUGUCAUCUUCGAGCAGAGCGAAGUGUAUCCUUCUGCAAGCACCUUGCCACCACAGAGCAAGCCAAUCAAAGUGGCUGCGCUAUGGUUGCAGCUCUGUCAUUGGCCUCAAUAACUGGUUCCCUUUUGUGAGGAGUUUGUGCAGUUUCUUGUGGCAAAGUAGUUUUGUCUCAAACAAAGUACACUGUACAGGGCAGAGAAAGCACAGUCAUUCAAUGCAUUUUGGUAACCCUUUCACAGAGAAAACAAUUGUACUGAGAGUUAAAGGGAGACCUCGGAAAAUUACUGUAGCUUCUGGGAGUUGGCGCUAAAUGCAAAUGCGUUGAAUCAAUGAAUCUCUCACUUUGUGUGUGUGUGCGUGCGUGUGUGUGUGUGUGUCUGAAAAUGACACAAAUGCAUGGGUGUGUGAAAGAGACGAGCCAAAGAGAGAGACUAUUUGAUAGCUUGGAUAGAGUCCCGUGAAUCAUUUUUAUUUUGUCUCCAUCCACCAUGUGACCAUUUGACUAAUUCAGUUCAAAUAGUGACAUGGUUUACUUGCAACAUGAGUUGAAAAUGAGCGAUUGAUAGAACUCAAUAUAGGCCGACUCCUGGCUGCUGGGUGGUUGUUUGGGUCGAGGCCCUGGUCAUCUGUGAAAGACCCAGUUACCUCUCCCGAAGGUCUCCAGCUCUCUACCUCACGCUGUAGAGACACUGGUCACAAUCACAACUUGCUACUGAGGGAAGAGAAUCAUGCAUAUGUCCAUUUGUGUGCUCUAGAUCUCCACACUCAUUUUAACAUGCUUUUUUUUUUUUUACUCUUAUUUAUUACUACAUGGUGAUGAUGAUAAUGAUUGUCUUUGAUGUUAUUGCUUUUUUCAUCUUUUUUUAUAUAGCUAAUACAAAUUGUACAUAGAGAAGAAAAGAUUUAUAAAAGCACUUUUAAUCUUGAUUUUAAUGACAAAAAGAAAGAGCCGAUUAUUGACAACUUGAAGCUUAGGUUUUUUUUUCUUUUGUUUUUUUUAUUUUCUCAAGAGAGAGAUAAAAAAUGUAAAUAUUUAAAAUAUUUAGGUAAGAUUAUUUAACUGGUGAGGAUAGUAACUAAACCAUGAAUGACAAGGGGGUAUUUUGGAGUCUCUGACAGCCCUCAACAACGGUAAACAACACUUGGUCCCCAAUGUGUUGUGUGUAAAUGUGUGCUUAGUAACACUGCUGUUUUGCUUUCGUAAGUACUGUACCCCUUGUCACUGACAGAGACCUGUCACUUUCUAAAAACAAAUUCAUUUGUCCAAUUAUGUACCAAGAAACUACACUUGACUUUCUCACUGGCAGUCAAAAUAACUGGAGGAUCCCCCAUGUUGCAGUUCUCUGACCAAAACCUCGUAUCUACGGACAGCGUGAAUUCCAGAGUUUAAAAAAGCUUGUCCGCUUGAAUACUUUGAUCUUGUACAAUCUGAUCUACAGUCCAGAAGCUAAGGACUAAUCUAAAAAGGUAGCUAUAAACCUGAUCUGUGCUGUUUGUAGGUUAAAGGAAUAGUUUGACAUUUUGGGAAAUAAGCUUAUUUGCUUUCUUGCAGAGAGUUAGAUAAGAAAAUUUAUACCACUCUCAUGUCUGUAUACUAAAUAUAGGGCUGGAACCAGCAGCUGGUUAGCUUAGCGUAGCAUAACGACUGGAAACAGAGGGAAACAGCUAAACUGGUUCUUUGGGUGGGCAACAAACUCCGCCUUCCAGCACCUCUAAAACUCACUAACACAUAAUAUUUUGUUUAAUGCGUCUUAGGGCGGACUUGUAAAAACAUCACGCUGUGUGGUUUUACUGUGGUAGCUAACCCCUUCAGGUAAACUGCACUGCACCCAGUCAAGAAAUUAUCUACCCAAUGACCUCCUGUUCCUGUGGUCAGAGUCAAGCUUGCUGUUUCUCCCUGAUUUCAGUCUUCAUGCUAAGCUAAGCUAACCAGCUGCUGGCUGUAGCUUCAGGUGUGGCAUAUAGAAAUGAGAGUGGUAUCCCAAAAUGUUGAACUAUUCCUUUAACAUCAGCAGAGUUGCCCUUUAUAAAUUUAACAACAAUCAGGACCACAUCCAAAGCGGGUGGGGGUGGUUAGGAACAUACUGGUAGUGUCAGAGCCAGUGUGAGGUGAAUCAGUUUAGCGAGUAAUAGCCCAGCAAUCUUUGUCAGUUGUGUUAGACUAUCAGGUAAGAGACUGCUCCCUGCUUGUUUAGACGUAUCUGUCAUUAUUAUCCACUCUAGUUCUCAUAAUAGUAAGUAUGCACUUAGCGUUCACGAUGCCCCUGUUUAGUCUGCAAUGAUUAAUCAGAUGAUACACACAUCAUGGCCAACAGGUGCACGGGCUGGGGCUGGUACAGCAACAGGGCCGAUUUUACCUUUUCACCAUAAUGCACGGCCCACAUUACACACACACACUCACCCACACACAAACACUUGCCUAAUAACGGGUGCUGAGAAUACAGUGUACAUGAUAUCUUAAUAACUUUGUAAAUGUCUAAAUGUCUCACGACUUUGGUGGAUGGCUCUCAUGAGAGACGCCACCUCCCAAGCACGUGCCGAGAUGGGGGGGUUCGGUCCGCUGGUGCUACGAUGCUACACCCUAAAAUUCACUGUGUAAGAAUUGCAAGGGAUAAAUGAUUACCACAGAUAUUUUUCUGAGCUCUUCGAAUGUCGAGAGAACUAUACUUUUGAUUCAAGCAGUUUCACAGGAUGGGAAGCUGCCCUGGUGCUGAUUUUCUGAGAAGUCUUUUGUUACAACAAAAUUACAUCUCUUUUAGAGGGCAGGGGGGCACUCAAACAGUUGAGUACAUUCUCUAUUAAUAUUCAUUACAUAUUGUACUUGAACUCAUUAAAACUAGGGUGAGAUAUAGAACCAUAUUAUAUGAAGACUGUUAUCUUGCUUUCACAUUUGGUACAGCGCAAGUAUCAAAGGCUAUUGAAAUGAUCUUAUGAGUAUGUUGUACAUGUUGAUGGUAACUGAAUGCUAAGAUAGAAGAAGAGCAAUUGUGUACUGCCUCCCUCUUCCUCCUCCUAGUCAUGCACUUCCUUUACUCAACCCCUCUCUUUCUCACACCUUGUAUAUUUUGUCUUUCUCACACACACUCUCAAACAUAGAUAUACAUAUGCAUCUCACUGUGUAUGGCCCUCUUUUCGAAGUCUGUUGAACACCUCGUUUAAUUAACACUCUCCAAGUUUGGGAUAGAGACUUGGACCCCGGCCCAUACGAAAAAUAAAAAUGAACCUACACAACUGGCAGCUACAUUCCUUUUUGAGUUUUAGGAUUGUUCUUGGUUCAUUAUUUUCAUGUCAAGGAUGCAGUAUGUAAAAAAAAAAGUGUUUUUGUUCAGUCUCUCUCUCUUUGUAGCUGUAUGGUGUAUUAUGUGAAUACAUAGUGUAUGUGGUAAAAACCCCACAAUAUUGUUUUAUGUUCCGCGAUAAAUAAAAACAUUGAAG